Molecule: messenger RNA, 7128 nt
Organism: Schistosoma haematobium
Lineage: Eukaryota; Metazoa; Platyhelminthes; Trematoda; Strigeidida; Schistosomatidae
Exons: 3
Coding region: 562-4035 (1157 amino acids)
Cellular component (GO): nucleus
Source: RefSeq, a predicted model, not a curated record
CCAUAGGGUUAUAAACCCCUUAGCUGCAACCUUCCGGCAAUGGGCCGUGGUCUUAAAACCAUAACUCACUGUCACCUCAAAAUCCUUGUGAGACCAGAUCACGGGUACAACCUACUAGGAAAUCCUUAAACCAUUUUAGGAAGUACUAAGACUUUCUAGCCUCAAUAGCAUUCUAUUUGUUGGCACCUUGUCAAAUGCCUUACUGAGGUCUGUGUAGACAACGUCCACUGAGUUUCCGUUGUCUAGAGCCUUUAUCCAGUAGUCCCUUACCAUAAGGAGUUUUGUUGUGUAAGAUAAAUAUUUUCUGAAACCAUGUUGUUCAUUGUUUGACAAAUGUCAUUAUGGUCUGUUUGACUGUUCUUUCCAGUAUUUUGAUCACAACACUGGUGAGGCUGACAGGUCUGUAGUUCGGUGGAAGUUGUCUUGGUCCUGUUUUAUGUAUGGGAGUGACGAUCGCAUCCUUCCAGUCCAUAGGUAACACACCUCGGUCAAGUGACAAAUUGAAAAUCACGAUGGAUUUGUGAUCGUUUUGGGAAAUAUUCUUAACAUUUAAUUCACAAGAUGGAGAUGGCUGAUUCGAAUUGUGUUGAUUUUCUACCUACUCCAAACUGUGUAUAUACACUUAAUGAAGUCACAGAUGUACAGUCCAAUUUCGUUCCAACCAAAGUAGCUAGUCAAGUUGAUACUCAGAAUUACGUAUCAGAUGAACUUUCAGCUACAUAUACUGGAUUGUGCUGCUCCAUAUGUCACUGUUUUUUCAAUUCUCCCGAUCAAAUGUCUAGACACUUGAAUAUCCAUAAUACCGGCAAACCAUAUGUUUGUUCUCAUUGUAAUGCUUCAUUUAACCAAGCUGAGAAUUUGUAUGUACAUAUUUCAUUAUAUCACACAAUAUGUGAAAAUCAAGACCAUUACAAUUGCUGUUUAUGUGACAAGCGAUUCCUUCGUUUUACUGCAUACAAAUCACACUUGUUACUACAUCAAAUCGACGAGAAUUUUAUUUGUUCCGUUUGUCAACAGUCGUUCGAAUCAGUCACAUUGUAUGAAAAGCAUCUACAUGCAUGCACAAAAACCAUUGUCAUUAAUAAACCUCCAUCUCAAUAUCGAUGUCGAGUUUGUGGAAUGCUUUUAUCUUCUGUUGGUAAAAUUAAACAACAUUAUCGCCGUAGGCACCCUUGUUAUCGUUCACAUCCUAUCGAAAAUCCUAGGGUAAUCACAGAAACUAAUCUGGAACCAUCGACAGAUAUAAAUGCAGGAAAUAUCAGAAGUAGCAAACUCCGUGCUACUGGUCACCUUUCAACUAUAAUAAAAAGGGGCCAGCGUCAAAGUAAGAACUCGCUUUCUAUGUUGGAUCAGCUCAUUUAUCAACUUCCUGCUGAACAACCAAUUAUCCAGGACAGUUCUCAUGCAAUAAAAUCGAAUCACAAAAAGCGAAAAACUCCCUAUUUGUGUUCAGUAUGCCAUAAAAAAUUUGUCAAACCAUCCUUACUUAAACGUCAUAUGACAAUCCAUACAAAAAAUAAAUCUUACGAGUGUGUAUUAUGUCACGCUAGAUUCACCCAAAAAUCUUCCGCAAAAACACAUGUACUUCUUCAUAUUAGUGCAUUGAAUAUCCAUCCAAGCUACCAGUCCACAGAAAAUGGCAUAGAUUCAUCGCUCCCCGUGUUGGCUGUAAAUAAUGAAUCACAGGAUAGUGUUACAAACAGAUUACCUUGUUUAGAUUCUCAUUUGAAUUCUGGUAUUGAAAUCUUGACUUUUCCGAAUGAUAAUGAUACUUUAAACUGUACAACUCUGCCACAUAAUUCUGUUGUGUUGCAGUCAUUUAUUCCUCAGUAUCAUGCAACGGAAAGUAACUUGAAUCGAAUAAGACCUGAUCACGCUGACCACAAUCUUAUUCCCACAGUUUCUAACUCAAAUCUUGAAAUGGAUUAUUCUUAUCUCCAAAUGUUUAGUUGUCCAGUGUGUUAUAAAAGAUUUCAACUGUCUAGAAGCCUGAGAGUACACAUGCUACGUCAUUCUAUGGUUGGCUGUAAAAGCUGCGAACAGACCCCAAUUUCUCAAAACUCAAUUCAGCCGAAAAAUACUCAAAAUAGGUUGAAUACCAAACCAUGUGAUAAAUCUAAAAAAUCUUGUUCAAGAAAGCUCUUACAUAGAUUUCAUCGUUGUAUUCAUUGCUUCAAGGUUUUUCGAUCUGUAAAUCGCUUAAAAAUGCAUAUUUACAAAACCCACCAUGGGAGGUGUACUGUAUUUAUGUGUAGCAAAUGUCCUCGUAGAUUUAUAUCCAGCCUGGGUUUAAAAAGACAUGUGAAUCUACGUCAUCGUUGUGUUAAAAGUAACAAUAUCUGUCCUAUAUGUCAAACUUUGUUUUUGAAUUUGUCAGCAUUAAAGCGUCAUAUGGACAUACAUUCUAGUGAGCGGCUGUUCAGCUGCUAUAUAUGCCACAAGAGAUUUCAGUUCCUUCAUUCUUGUCGUAAGCAUCUACUUAACCACUCCAUUAUCAAACGUAGUAAAAAACAAAAACACGGUGUACGAAAAUUGUCGGAAUCUUGCGCAUCUGAUAUGGUAACGAUUCCUAAAUACCCUGUUCUCCAGACUGUGAUUAUAGAUAGCUCAUCUAAAUCAAAAGAUGCAGGUUCGUACUCGGAUCCCAACAUUACCGCAAGUGACUUUAUGAAUACAGUUGAAAAGUGUUCUUUAUAUAAUAAUACAGGUCCAAAUACCUUUAGAUCAGAUGGUCUAUCAGUUGUAGUUCAUGUCCAAUCGCCGUCAAAUAAUGCAAGUAAUAUUUUUGUCCCAUUACCGGAAUCAGUUUCCCAACAUCAAACUCUCGAUUUUCCUACUGUAAACAAUCUCAGAGAUAACUUAAAUAACCUCGAAAAUUCAGAAAUGAUCAGCGUAGCCGCUAAACCUUACAGCGAAUUCUCACAACACCAAACAGGUCUUUGGAUCGAUUCUUCAGUUGAAAACCAAUCUUACUGUGUCCCAAACAUUCCACCAAGUGAAGUAAAUCAAACUAUUGAUUUGUUGGUCAUUGAUGGAUCUCAAGCAUUUAGCUCAAGAGAAGUACCUACUGAGGGUUCACUUGAUGCCUACGAAGAACCUGUUUUAUUGGCUCCAGAUAAUGUAGAUUCCUCGAAAUUCCCUUCAAAUCUCAACAUUGACCCUUUAUUUAAUACUCAGUCUUUUAUGUGUGCUGUUGAACCGUUAGAUAAAGACCUGACAACUAAUACUUGUUAUGCCUCAAGUACAUAUACAACUAACAUAAAUACUGCUGUUUCGGUAGUGAAUGAUUGCAAUCAAGCUAGUAAUACUAAUCCUGAUUAUAAAACUCCUCGACCUUCCGAAAGGACAUGUUUAAAUGUUGACAAAUCAUGUUCAUUUGAAAAAGAAACCUCUGACAUCAUUGAAUCAAAUUCAUUCCCAAUUUUGUCGACACAGCAGCUGUAUGGAUGUGGGUUAUGCAAAAUGGUGUAUGAAGAUGCAGAAAGUUUACUUCAGCAUAAUCGUAUAUCUCACAAUAAUGUUCCGAAGUCAUUUUCAUGUUCUAGUUGUCCACGUAGUUUUACAAAUCCAACUCUACUUCUUAGUCAUUCGCGUAUACAUAAUCCAGAAUAUGAUGGGAUACUGAACUGUCCUUUGUGUCCCAUGUCCGUAUUCACCAAGCAGUCGGCUCUUAGUCGCCAUAUUAUCUAUUGUCAUCCACUGCCUCUCUCAGAACCGUUUAUGUGCUCAAACUGUGGCAUACGAUUCAUGAUGCUUCGUAGUCUAAAAUCUCAUGUAAAUAAUAUUUUGAAUGGUUUUGAUAUAUGUGUAUGUAAGUCAACAUUCGAACAACAAGAAAGUACCAAUAAUACGAUUAAUAAUGAACUACUGAAUGGUAAAAAUGCAAGUAAAUUCAACAACACGUCUAGUUUAAAGAGAAACACUCAUCAUAUAUCAAGUUUGUCCUCUAAUUUGGUUGACGAAAUAGCAAAGUUACAACCAUCAAAUCAUUUGUCUUUAUCGGAAAAAUAUUUAAUUAAAGUGAGUUCAAUUUAGCAUUAAAUCAAGAGCUACUGUUUCACGUCAUAUAAAAAUAUUAUGUCUAGUCUACUCUGAUCCUGUUUUUAAGCUGCUAGAGAACGCGUUGAAAACACUGUUAGUUUUCCAAAAGUACUGAUAGAUUCACACUCACUGAACCACCAGUCUAGCUUCCCAGUCAGUGGAAAUAUUUGUAAUAUAUGUAAUAAAAACUUUACAAAAAAAUCAGACCUUCGAUAUCACCUCAAUGUACAUUCUGGAAUUCGACCAUAUGAAUGUGAUAAAUGCCAUCGACGGUUUAUGAAACAUUCUCAACUUCGUCAACACAAAUUUAAAGUACACGAAUUAAAUAUGUCUAAAAUAGUCAUGACAUCGAAAAAGAAGGCAUUAAUGAAACAUGCACUUUUCUGUCAUUUAUGCGGUUUUGGAUUUUCCUCUAGAAGCAGUCUACGCUUACAUGUAAGAUUACAUACUGGUACUCGAGGUUAUGGUUGUCCAUAUUGUAAUUCUGUUUUUCAUAACCCUAGUCAUAGAAAACGUCACUUACUCAAUUGUAAAGCGAGACGUCAAAGCAGCAACGAAUUGAAUCCUGCUAAUUUUUCGUCCACUUUGGAUAAUAAUAUUUUUUCAAAUAAUGUUAUGAACAUAAAUCAUUCUGAAGAGGAAACUAUUAGUGAAGCACAUCAAAUGAAUCGUUCUUUUAAAGAUUGUAUCUGUGACAAUGGGGUUUCUGAACACUGUACUAAAUGUACUCUUUAUUUGGAUAUAUUAUUAUACUCGGAAGAAAUACCAACGAAUGAUAAGGUGAUUAACAACCAAGUUUUAGAUGUACCAAAUAAUUCUGGUUCCGAACCAGUCGAUAUGUCAACGGUUUAUCUUGAAAUCACGGACCAUGAUAUUGAUAACAAUCCUGAAAAACCCUUUAUAAGUCAAAAUAUUCCAGACACCAUUGAUAUUGUAGAUGGCCAACAGUGCCAAUAUCUUUUAGCCUCAACUUGUGAUAUGACUGAACUCAACCAACAUUUUAUUCCUAUCAAUAAUAACUUGGACAAUGCAAUUAAUAUCCAUGAUAGUAAUAAUGAUAUAAGUAACGACACUAAUUCGGUUGUUUUGUAUUCAGAUGAAAAUAUAUUUGAUUUUGUACCAUGUGAAGAUAUUUACUCUAAUAAUACUCUACAUAAUAAUCCUGAAUACUUGACUACUGCUUUAGGAAAUGAACCGAUAAAUUCUUCCACAAACACUAUUACUACUGAUAAUGCAAUUAUAAGUAGUCAUAACCAUGGUGAUGAUAAUAAUAAUCUAACCACUCAUCUGACAAAAGUUAAAUCCAAUCAUAAUAAAAAAUUUCAACGUUUAUUCAGUUGUACUAUAUGUCAUAAAACAUUUACUAAAAAUUCAUCAUUAACUAGACAUGAACGAAUUCAUAAUAUGAUUAAACCUUUUAUUUGUCGUUAUUGUAAUGCUAGUUUUACACAAAGUUUCAGUUUAACUAGUCAUGAAUUAAUACAUAUCGGGGAAAAACCAUAUCAAUGUUCACAAUGUAAUGCUAGUUUUCGUCAAUCAUGUAAUUUAAAAAGGCAUUUAAAAUUAAUUCAUAAAUAAAUGUAUAUUAUAUAUAUACAGCAUAAUAGUCAGCUUUUUUUCCUUUUAAUAAAUUGAUGGAUGGAGUUAUACUUUUAUAAUGUAUAUUUAGAUUGAAUAUUUAAUGUGUUAUUUUGAAUCGGAUAUCCAUAUUUGAAUGUUAUACAUUCAAAUGAAACUAUUGAUGAUACAUAAUGAUGUGAAGGAAUUGAUGAAUACCAGUACUUGAUUGUGAUAAAUCAUAAUUAGAUUGUAAAAUACGUUUAUAUUAACUUUUUCUAUCUCUAUCUCUCCAUUUCACUAUCUAUGUAUGUCUGUAAAUAGAUAAAUCACUAUGUUUUGUAUUACGGUUUAUUUGUGUAUAAAAGUUUGAAAAAAAAUAUAUGACACUAGUCAUAUGUUUUACUCUGUAAUCAUUUUAAUAUUAAGUAGUUAAUUUGAUUAGUUCCUAAACUUGAUCCAGAUCGAUUUUUGAUAUAUACUAUAUUCAUUGGAUUUUGUAUUGUAUGUCUUAAAAUAUUGUUUAAUUAAUUGUUUUUGAAAUGUAUAAUCUGCCACCAGAUAAGGAUGGCAAAUCAAUUAAUGAAGUAGUGAAACUUCAUCAGUUGAGAUGGCUGGGACACGUGUUACGUAUGCCUAACCAUCGACUGCCUCAACGUGCGAUGUUCAAUGGUAUAGGAGUAGGUUGGAAGAAAGCUAGGGGCAGCCAGACUAAAACAUGGCACAAGUCCAUGAAUUCACUGACAAGUGAACUGAGUCAUGUUAGUAGGUGUAGACUGCCUAGUUGGGGACCGAGAGAUGAUAGCAACCGAUGGUUAGAGACCUUGAAUGACAUGGCUCAAAAUCGUUUGCAAUAGCGCAGGUGCAUCCACUCUUUGUGUUCUCCCAAAUUCUAAUCUUCCGAACUCUUCAUGUCCCUUUUUUCCUCUUUCCAAAUUUAUUUCACUGGAUUAUACUCCUUAAAUAACAUCUUCAAACCCUAAUCUUUCCGAUUACUGCUUAUACUCUUACCGCCUCUAUCACUACGGGAUUUGGAUCGACAACUGCAUCUCUGUGCGUCGCUUACAUCAUUCACCUAUGCUACAAAUCUUCACUAUUUCUGCAUUAAUUUUGGUUAAAAUAAACAUCAACACUUAGUAAAUGCAAAAAGUGAUUUCUUUUCACUGACUAUAUGAUCAAGCUUUACAUAUUAUGAACAAUAAAUUGUUGUGAAUGUGAAAUGAGAGAUUUUAAUACUAAGUCAUACAACAGAAAUAACAUUAAAGAUUCCAUGGCAUCUGUGGUGAAAUGAAUCGUAUUUUGUAUGUCAGAUUAAUCGGUUUCAUAAAAUAUUGCUAAAGAAUUAAACAAUGAUCUAUGGUUACGAAACUAAACGCAUAACAUCUGUUUAAAUUUACAACUCAGGAUAAAUUAUCAUUAGUCAAUGAUGAUGAAAAUAUUUCCUCUGUUGACUGUUCCGAUAAUUCAUCAUUGCAGUUUUAUAAAAUAUUAUUUCUCUUCCAUUGUAUUUUAUUUUUAUUUUAUUUGAAC